AUGAAAUCGAAAUAAUAUGUAUCGUAAAUAUUAGAUUUGGAUGAGUACAAAUAAUAGAUAAAGUAGUUAUUAGAUAAGAAUGUAAGCAAUGAAUUUAAUAAGUAGGAGAGAUUAACUUAAAAGAAUUAUGAUUUAAUUCGUGAAAUAACACAUUACUAAAUACAAAUAAGAGAUAAAGACAAAUAAAUUGAGUAAUUGAGAAAAGAGAAUGGUUCAUUACGUUUUGAAUUAUAAGUACUUCUUGUUAAAAAUCAAAGUUAGCUUUGAAAUAAGAAGAAUUAUAUAGUGCAGUAUCAUUGGAUAGAUAUAAAAAGGUGACUUAGACUAUUUAACCAUAAAGUAGUUAGAAUGUUUAUGUAUAUAGGAAAACGCAUCUUUGAGACUAAAAAGACUACUUUACAUAUGAAUUAUUUAAGUCCAAAAAAAUGUAAUAAUGAACAAGAUGAAGUCAUCAGUCCUGAAGUUGUAGAAUUUAGAAAAUAUAGUGAAGAUGAAUUACAUUAAGUUGUUGUCUAAGAAAUCUAAGUGUAAGAAUAUAAUUAUGGAAAUACAUCUAAAGUUGAUCAAAUUAUACAAAAAUAUUCAAAAAAUAAAUUAGAAUAAUGUAAAGGUGAGGAAUCUAAUUUUAGUUCAUAGUAAUUAUUUUAAGAGCCUGGAGCUAUUGAAGAAGAAUAAUUAUCUUAAUCCUCGCAUUCAUAUUAAUAAUAAUAAUAUACAGAAUCAUAAUCCUUAUAAUAAUAAUAAUAUUCAUCAAUAUAAUAAUAAUAAGAAUAAUUAUAAACUCUAUAAAAUACAUUAUUUGAAGAGUUUAUCAUUAUUAGUGUCUCUAAAUCAACAUUAAAUGGAUUAACUAAUAAUAAUAUCUUAGAAACAAGAGAAGUUAAUUUAAAGCCAGAGAUUUUAUUUUAGCAUUCAUCUGCUUCUUCAUGUUACAAAGAAUAAUUAUUAUUAUUACCCUAAUAAAUAUAUCCAUAUGGACUUAAAGUUAAAUUAGAAGAGAAAACUCUAUCUAUGAGUAAUUUGAAUUCGUAAAUUAUUAUCUUAUAUUUAGAAUUUUAAUGGGUGGUUAAAGUUAUGAUAGAUUAGCAGGAGCUUAUGUAAUUACUAUGAAAUCAGAAUAAACAUUCAAUAGCAAUCAUUUUAAUAACAAUACAAUCUUAAAAAAUCCAGAUAAUAUAAGUGAUUUGAUCUCUAUAACUAAUGUUCAUCAUUAAUUAUAUUGUGUUUGUGUUGAUGUACCUGAUUUCUAUGAUUAUAAUAUUUGUAACACCAACUCCAAAUUAAAAAAGAAAUUCUUUUAUUCACUUUCUAAAACAUAUUGCUUUAUUACAAAAGCUCCUAUCAUUGAUUUCUUUAUUGAAAUCAUCAAAAUUAUUAUAAGUAUUAACUUAUUUCUUAUUUUAUAAUAGAUACAUUAAAAUAUAAAAAAGCAGAGAUCUAUUCAAUGGUUUCUGAAUUUGAAGAAACUUUAGGAAAUAUUGAUAACUCAUUUUAUACUGUAAAUAUAUAUUUUAGAGAAAUAGUCAUUCAAACCAGAACUAUUCAAUUUUUUAACAUAAUUAUAGAAUUCAAAAUUGUUUAGUGAAUGCAAUUAUUAAUUUUUAUAAACUCCAAUAAAACCAUUUAUAAUUAACUGUUAGAAUGUUGAAAAUUAUGAAAUAGAAUGGGCUAUAUCAUAUGCAUUUUCUCAUUUGGAAUUAUCCAAUUAUUUAAUUCUAUUAAUUAAUAUGAUGUUAGAAUAGAAUAUUUGUAUAAUAAGUAGUAACCGUACUCUUUUAAGUUCAUUACUGUAAUAAUUUAUCUAAAUUAAAUAGGAUGAUACUACCACAUAUUAUUAAACCUUUUUAACAUAUUCAUCCUACCAUUUAUGCUUUAACAGCUUAAUUAAUGCCCAUUCUUGAUUCUCCUGUUCCAUUUAUUUGUGGAAUGGUCAAAGAAUCAGAAAAUGGAUUACUUAAUUUAGGUAUUGAAGAUGAUGAUUCUUUUUAUGAUGAACAAUCUCAAGUAUUAUUCUUUGAUGCAAAUAAACUUAAAUUUUAUAAUUUGACUAAUAAUUUAACAGAAUCUAAAAUGUACACUACUUUAUUUUAUAAACUAUUUCAAACUUAUUAAUAAAUACGUCAAUAAAGUGUUCCUGGAUAUUAUUUAGCAGAUAAUAAUGAAGCAACUAUGAAUUUGAGUUUUAAAAUUUUAGAGAAUACUAAGACCUACAUUUAAGAAAAUAUACUUUCUUUAAUUCCAGAAAUUGAUGGAGAAAUCAACCUUGAUCAAAUAUAAGAGUAAAUAGUUAAUUCAACUGAAGAUGAAAUUUUCAAAUCAAUAAUUAAAACUUAAUAUUUCUCUUACUACAUCUAACAGAAAUUCCAUCCUUUAUGA
Molecule: messenger RNA, 2376 nt
Organism: Paramecium sonneborni
Lineage: Eukaryota; Ciliophora; Oligohymenophorea; Peniculida; Parameciidae
Source: the annotation of a GenBank genome assembly